Molecule: messenger RNA, 1334 nt
Organism: Atta colombica
Lineage: Eukaryota; Metazoa; Arthropoda; Insecta; Hymenoptera; Formicidae
Product: alpha-enolase-like
Exons: 5
Coding region: 1-1311 (436 amino acids)
Biological process (GO): glycolytic process
Cellular component (GO): phosphopyruvate hydratase complex
Molecular function (GO): magnesium ion binding; phosphopyruvate hydratase activity
Source: RefSeq, a predicted model, not a curated record
AUGGCACUUCGAAAAAUCAAAGCUCGUCAGAUAUUUGAUAGCAGAGGCGAACCGACUUUGGAAGUUGAUGUGAUCACUGAUAUCGGCUUAUUCAGAUCAUCGGUUCCUUCUACCGUGUUACUUAAUCCAAAUCAGGCGCGCGAGAUUCGAGAUGAGAACAUGAUGGCUUAUCACGGUCGCUCAGUAUUCAAAGUUGUCGAUAUCAUCAACAACGUGAUUGCUCCUCAACUGAUAAAAUCAAAGCUAGAAGUUUGUCAACAAACGGAGAUAGACGAGUUGCUGAACAAGUUAGAUGGUACAGAGAAUAAGUCGAGACUUGGAGUUAACGCUAUCCUCGGAGUCUCCGUGGCCUGUUGCAAAGCCGGUGCUGCUAAAAAAGGUCUACCAGUUUACAGAUACAUUGCUGAAUUGGCAGAAAACAAUAAAUUAUGCAUACCUGUGCCGAGUUUUAGUAUGAUCAACGGAGGACGAUAUGCUGGCAAUAAUUUAUCGUAUCAAGAAUUUAUGAUAUUACCCAUAGGUGCUGAGAAUUUUGCCGAUGCCGUAAAAAUGGCUACCGAAAUGUAUCGAAUACUAGAGAGAAAAAUCAUUACUGCUAAACAAAUACAAGGGCCGCUCCUGAUUAACGACAAUGGAGCCUUCGCUCCUGAUUUGGAAAACGACGAAAUCGCUUUGACCUUUUUAGACGCGUCCAUCAGAGACGCGGGUUAUGAAGGAAAAAUUAAAAUAGCGCUGGACGUCGCAGCGAGCGCUUUUUAUAAAAAAGGAAAAUACGACUUAGCGUUUAAAACAAAGGAUUCCGAUCCCACUAAUUACUUGGAAGCAGAGGCUUUAAGAGAUCAGUAUCUAAGAUAUCUCUCAAAAUUUCCAGCGAUACUCUCAAUCAAAGAUCCUUUCGAACAAGAAGACUGGAACAGUUGGUUAAUGAUUGCUCAUCAAGGAAUUCAAGUAGUCAGCGAUGAUCUCACAGCAAUGAAUAUCGAGAGAAUCGAAGAAGCAAUGAAUAGAAAUAUAGCAAACUGUCUCGUCUUGAGAAUAUCACAGAUCGGCACUGUGACAGAGGUUAUUAAUUGCGCAAAAAUGGCGAUAAUCAACAAUUGGAGUUAUAUCAUGAGUGCAAGCCAGGGUGAGACAGAAGAUAAUUUUAUCGCAGAUUUAGCGGUUGGACUUUCCGCUGGCCAAUUCAAAGCUGGAGCACCUUGCAGGGGUGAAAGAAUGAGCAAAUAUAAUCAAAUAUUAAGAAUUGAAGAGGAACUUGGUAAAGAUGCCAAAUACGUCGGAACAAAAUAUCAAAAUCCUCUAAUGAAAUAAUCUUGUGGAUAGUUACGUGCCAC